AUGUUCGGUUGGGGUAGUACAAUUCAUGGGGAACUCGGACUUGGUGGAAUAGAAGAUGAGCAUGUCCUGACUCCAACAGUGUUGGAUUGGUACCUAGCAAAUACUGUUGUAGAGGCUGCCCUUGGAGACAAUCACACACUGCUCUUAUCCAGUGAUGGAAAUAUUUUUUCCUGUGGGAAUAAUGAUUAUGGCCAGCUGGGACAUGAUCUACCAAGAAAGCGGCCACAACUAGUCAGCGGUCUGAGCGCCCAUCAGAUCACCCACAUAGCUUGCGGCUCGAUGCACUCGAUGGCGCUGAACCGAUGGGGCCAAGUGUUCACGUGGGGCUCCGACUAUCACGGCCAACUGGGACAGCAGAUCGGCGAGAACAUACAGCCCGUGCCGAAGAUAGUCAAGUCGCUGGCCAAGUAUCACGUGGUGCAGAUCUGUUGCGGGCAGAGGCAUUCGAUGGCCUUGACUAACAGUGAGCUAUACCAUUUUCUUUUGGCCGUGUCUAUUCAUCGGGGCGAAAUUUUGCAAUUAUUUUAA
Messenger RNA from Phaedon cochleariae (mustard beetle), 528 nucleotides. The record is from the annotation of a GenBank genome assembly. Lineage: Eukaryota; Metazoa; Arthropoda; Insecta; Coleoptera; Chrysomelidae.